Molecule: messenger RNA, 3070 nt
Organism: Cloeon dipterum
Lineage: Eukaryota; Metazoa; Arthropoda; Insecta; Ephemeroptera; Baetidae
Product: PI-PLC X domain-containing protein 3
Exons: 3
Coding region: 137-1129 (330 amino acids)
Biological process (GO): lipid metabolic process
Molecular function (GO): phosphoric diester hydrolase activity
Source: RefSeq, a predicted model, not a curated record
GUAAGGGUGGCACCCGUGUUGUGUCGUCGUCCUGCGCACCCUCCAGCCGCAACCCACUUAUCUUGAAGAGGGGGGCGUGCGAGAGUGGAACAGCGUCCUCCUUUCGUUCUGAAACCUUUGAGGGCCUCUAAAAAUCAUGUCGGCGGCCGACUGGAUGGCCCGGCUGCCUCAGGAGGUCAAGGACGCGCCCUUUUUCAGACUAGCCAUUCCAGGGAGUCACGACUCGCUGAGUUACUCAAUUCGCGCCGACGCCCCGCUGGCGGCGGACUGCCCGGACGCGGUGCGAAUUCUGGAGCGGCUGUUCGGCCCCGUGACGCGGUCCAUCCUCUUCAAAUGGAGCGUAACUCAGAGCCUGAGUUUAUCCGAGCAACUGCAGCUUGGCGUGCGUUACCUGGACCUGCGGCUGGCGAUGCCGGCGGAGCCGCGGGGCGCCGCGAGGGGCAAGGAGACGCAGCCGCACGUGGUGCACCACCUGUGCGGCGACGACGUUGGGCCCCUGCUGGCCGACGCCGACGCCUUCCUCGCCGCCCAUCCUCUCGAGGUGCUGAUCGUCGACCUGCAGCACUUUUACCAUUUUUGCCCUGAUGACCACCAGCAGCUCGUCAAUCACCUCUCCGGCCUCUUCGGCGACAGGCUCUGCCCCUACUGGCCCGGCGCCACGCAGGAAAUCUCCCUCAGCUGGAUGCAGGCGCACGGGUACCAAGUGGUGUUGGUGUACCGGUGCGAGGAGGUGCGGGGGCUGCGGGGCGUUUGGCCCGGGGAGGCGUUGGCGUCGCCGUGGCCGGACGUGCGGAAGGCGCGGGCGCUGCUCGGCUUCCUCGAGCGGGGCCUGGCGGCGCGCGACCGGCGCUGCGGCCACGUGGCGCAGUGCGUGCUGACGCCGCGCACCGGCACCGUGCUGCCCGCCGGCCUCUGCUCCGAUUUGCACUCCGGCCUGGCCGCCAGGUGCAACAAGGCCGUCGUGCCGUGGCUCAGAGCCCGCCGACAGCAACGCGACCACCUGAACGUCGCCAUCGCCGACUUCGUCGACGCCGCUUUCGUCGACGCGGUGCUCAACCUCAAUAGUUCAAAUCCUGCCGUCGAACUGCCCAAAAUUGCGGAUAAGCCGCAUGCUGACGUCUAUUUGUAGCUGAUUCUCUUGAAAUAAGAUAUGUUUUUAGGGGUAGUAAAAAUUAAAAUCGGGUUUUCUCGGCAAAUUUAUGAGAUUUUGAAAAAAGAAAAAUUGCGUAAAUAUUCUCCCAUGUGAAAGGUACGGAUGGUAGGACAGAUUUAUUUGGCGUCAUUCCAUGCAAAUUAUGAAACAGGGUUGCAUUUGCUUACCACCUGGUUUUUUUCAUCACUGGUUUUUUCCGCUCAAUUUUUACAAAUUUCUUGCGCAAGAAUUGCAAGAAAUGAAUUUAUUCUAUUUUUCUUUUCUGAAAAUCUAAAUUUUCAAUCAGAGUGCUCAAAAUUUCCUGCACUGCAGAUAUUUUCUUUUAAAUUGCCAUUUUGCUGCCUCAAUUUCUCCAAAUGGCAAUUUUUCAAGUCGAUGAGGUUUUAGGUUAAUAAUUAGAAAAUUAUUGAAAAAUAAGGUGAAAAAAUUGCCUGCAAGAAACUGGUAAAAAUUGAAACCAUUGCACUGCAUUUUUUUAAAUGCGGGUGGUUUGCAACCCUGUCAAUUUUUAAAUACUUUAUGUCUAAUAUAAUUCCAAAUUUUGCCAAUUAUAUCCGAAUUUCUUGGAAAACUCGAUAUAAUUAGUAAUGUAGUAUCAAUCCCUCAGUCGACGGUGAAAAAUUAUCACAUAAAAUUUAAAAAAUAUGAAAUAAAUUCAAAUCUAUUCAAAAUUUCUAAAUACCGAGAAAUCAUGAUUGUACUACGGUUGAAAACAAAAUAUUGUGAGUUGAAUUCCUCGCGUGAAGCUCAAUUGAAUUAAAUUUAAUAUCAAACUAAUGUCAUCUAAUACGGUAAAAAGGUUAUUUCUGAAAUAUUUGGUUGAUUUUGUGACUUUUUAAAUUAUUAUAAUGCCAAUUAAAAUAACGAGAGGCUCUCAAUAGCAGUUCUAAAGCACGUGUGACUUGUGCACAAUUUUUAAAUAGUAAUAAAUAUAUACUUUCGUUUUUUUGGGAAAUUCCAUUCAGGAACUGAAAAAGGGCGAACAAUAAAAUUUAUAUUGAUUUUUUUUAAAUUUUGCCUCCGUACUGUAAUCAUCAGAUAAAAAAAUUGCACACUGUUCGACUCGAUUGGACUUUGCACUGAAGGAUUUUGGGGAAUCUCAAACUCAACUCUCCUCUGAUGUUCGCUCUUCCUGUCGUUGUACUCUUUGAAUGUUUCUUAAGCAUUUCAUGGUUUACCUACAAAUUUGUAUUUUGUUAUGAUUCUGGUUUACGCGAAGGACUAGAAAAGUUAAUGAAAACUCUUACAAUUAGCCAUGUAGCCCUGAUGUCUAAACUCAAAAUAUACACAUUGGAUGGAUUUAAAACAAAACUCUUAGUCGUUAAAGGAAAAGAGCAAAGCAUGUAAAAAUACAAAAUAAUAUAUUACUGAAUAAUUACGAGUUGUUUGUAUUUUUGCUGAUUGUUAUCCAGUAUACGAGCAUUUCAAUCCAAAGUAAAUAGUGAUAAGCAGAACUGAAAAAUUUCCGGUUGAAAUUUCUGAUUUUGCAAGGGAAAAAACAUGUUUAUUGUUCAGAAUCGUGUUUGCCUGACUGAGUUAUUGAAAAUUAAAUUUAAGUAGCCAUUGCAUGAUUAAGAUAUAAACACAAAUUCGUCCUGGUAGCGGCAAAAUUGCGAAACUUUCAACAACCAAACGCGAAUUUCUUUCUUGCAAGAAAAGGCAACAAUCCAUUCGACAGUGAAAAUUUGGGCAUUUUUUGUUGAAUGAUGCGCAAAUUUACCGCGCCCAGGACGAAUUGCAGAGCUAGGGAAACCUUUUGACAUUCCAUGCGUUUGUUCAUUGGCGUGUCCUUCCCAGAUUUUCAAAUAUGUAUAACCUCAGAAUGCCGUUCAAGCAACUUCCACUCAGGUUGUGUGACUGUGUAUGUAGUCGUUUAUCAUUAAUUACCUGUCUGAAUAAAGUGGUUUGUUAUUUUAU